CACCAGCAUCUGAACCCACAAUGGGAUUGAAGUUGUCCAUGGAAGAGGAGGAUCAGAAGGAACUCCAGCUCCUCCCAUCUCAACACUCCAUAGCUUCCUCAUCACACAUGUCAUCCAGGCCGCUGGAUUCUCCGCUGAACUUUCGAUCCGCGGUGCCCGAUCAAUUCGAAACACCACCACCAGACCUACAACUAUCAAUCAGCUUAAGCCCAAUUCAACAACCAAAGAACUGUCUCUUUACGGACUCCACACGCGAUUACAGCGAUGCUAAGGAGGCGGACGCAAGCAGUGUCGAGGCUUUGAAGUGGCAGGCCGCGGAGCAAAAGCGCUUAGCCGCCAUUGAAAAGGCUUACGCAAAGAGAGUUAGGGAGCUUACAAGGAGGGAGAUGGAGUUGGCACAAUCAGAGUUUGCAAGAGCAAGGAAUAUGUGGGAGAGAGCAAGAGAAGAGGUUGAGGAAGCGGAUAGAAUGAAAGAGAGAGCAACUAGACAGGUUGAUUCUUCGUGCAUGGAAAUCACUUGCCAGGCUUGCAGGCAAAGGUUCCGUCCUUAAAAAGGAUGGAGAGAACAUUUGGGUGUGGAUUAAUGUAAUUGUUUAUCCUGAAGAAUCAAGUUUGUAUUGAGUUAUUUUUGGGUAUUGGCUUGGUGCAAUGUUGACCUGAACAAUAACAGAUAUGGAAGAAGAUAACGAGACUAUAUGUUAGUGCUAUAAGAAGCAAUAACAUGCUUAUUGAGUGAUGAAAA
This is a messenger RNA of Tripterygium wilfordii, 742 nucleotides long. RefSeq names its product zinc finger protein SHOOT GRAVITROPISM 5-like. Gene Ontology annotation, cellular component: nucleus. Gene Ontology annotation, biological process: gravitropism. The record is from RefSeq and is a predicted model, not a curated record. Bases 21 to 551 code for a protein of 176 amino acids. Lineage: Eukaryota; Viridiplantae; Streptophyta; Magnoliopsida; Celastrales; Celastraceae. The transcript has a single exon.